ACACUCCAGGGACUGCCCCGGGUUGGGUCCCUGCACACCCUCCUGGCUGGGGAAUGGGGUGGCGUUUCGGUGGGUUGUGGGGCGGCCGUGUCUGGAGGGCGGCUGUCUUGCAGGGCACUGCGGCAUGUGCCAUGGGGGACUGGAGCCUGCUGGGGCGGCUGCUGGAGAGCGCCCAGGAGCACUCCACAGUGGUGGGGAAGGUCUGGCUCACCGUCCUCUUCGUCUUCCGCAUCCUGGUGCUGGGGGCGGCUGCUGAGCGGGUCUGGGGCGACGAGCUGUCUGGCUUCUCCUGCGACACACAGCAGCCUGGCUGCCAGAAUGCCUGCUACGACAGCACCUUCCCCAUCUCCCACCUCCGCUUCUGGGUCCUGCAGAUUAUCUUUGUCUCUACCCCGAGUCUCGUGUACCUGGGCCACAUCCUGCACCUGGUGCAUCUAGAGGAGAAGGCGCAGCAGCAAGCGGCGGCACAGGCUGGCAGUGGGGCCAGGCGGCAGCGCCCCAGGCAGCCCCGGCUCCCUGCGGGGCACACGCGGGGACAGGUCUGCAUGCGGGGAGCCAUCCUGAGGACAUACGUCUGCAACAUCGUCUUCAAGGCUCUCUUGGAAGUGGGCUUCAUUGUGGGCCAGUAUGCCUUGUACGGGUUCCAGCUGAAGCCCCUCUACACCUGUAGCCGCUGGCCCUGCCCCAACACCGUCAACUGCUACAUCUCCCGGCCCACUGAGAAGACCAUCUUCAUUCUCUUCAUGCUGGGGGUGGCCUGUGUGUCCCUGCUGCUCAACCUGGUGGAGAUCUACCACCUGGGUCUCACCAAGUGUUGGCAGGGGCCAGGCCCCAAGUCCCACAUCCUGCCCAGUCCUGGUGGCCCUGCAGGGCCCCGCAGCACCCGCGUCACCCUGCCCAGCAGUGGCAGCCCUGUGGCUGCUGGCAGACCCCUCCAUGGCGUGGCACCCCUGGGGAAGGCAGGUGUAUGGCUGGGGGUGGCCAGUGGGUCCCACACGAAGGUGCAAGCCGCAGACCUGGCAGUGUGA
Gavia stellata (red-throated loon) is the source of this 1028-nucleotide messenger RNA. RefSeq names its product gap junction alpha-3 protein-like. The transcript has a single exon. Gene Ontology annotation, biological process: cell communication. Lineage: Eukaryota; Metazoa; Chordata; Aves; Gaviiformes; Gaviidae. Gene Ontology annotation, cellular component: connexin complex. The record is from RefSeq and is a predicted model, not a curated record. Bases 54 to 1028 code for a protein of 324 amino acids.